Messenger RNA from Girardinichthys multiradiatus, 4817 nucleotides. It is a transcript of the gene e2f1, whose product is annotated as E2F transcription factor 1. The record is from RefSeq and is a predicted model, not a curated record. Gene Ontology annotation, molecular function: DNA-binding transcription factor activity, RNA polymerase II-specific; protein dimerization activity; RNA polymerase II cis-regulatory region sequence-specific DNA binding. Gene Ontology annotation, cellular component: Rb-E2F complex. The transcript is spliced from 7 exons. Bases 1113 to 2459 code for a protein of 448 amino acids. Gene Ontology annotation, biological process: G1/S transition of mitotic cell cycle; regulation of transcription by RNA polymerase II. NCBI's taxonomy places the organism in Eukaryota, Metazoa, Chordata, Actinopteri, Cyprinodontiformes, Goodeidae.
GGCAAAAAAGAUUUCGCGCGAAAACCGACCAACAGCUUGUUUGGAUGUCGAUCAGCUGGGACAAUAACAACAAAAACAGCCGAUUUACGGGGUUACCAGGACACUUUUACAGAAGGGCCGCGCCCAGUGGUGAGCGACCCGAGGAGCCUAGGCUGCUGGUUUGGAGAAUCAACGUGGAUUUUAGCUGUUUUAUUUCGCUUUAUUUUGCAUGUUUUGUCUGAGUGCUUCCUGCGUUCCCCAACAAAACGAGGGAAAUGAAGCUGUGCAGCUAAAGCUAACAUGCUAACUUACCCUAUAUAUUUAUUCGCCACUUAAUUCCUGUAUUUUCCACAGGACAGACGCUUGGUUUCUCCGAUAUACCGGUGGAAAUUAUUUCGGCUCAUUGCGAUGCGUUUCGGUUUGUAGAUAUUUCAUGUUGAUAAGCUAACUUCUGUAGGUUCCUCUAAAGUUUUCACAGGUAAAUAAAUGAGCUCUGUCUUCAGGGUGAAAUACAACAGCGUCGCUCUAAGGCGGUUACUAGCUAGCUUAGGUGCUGUCCGGCUCAUUUGGUGAACUUGUGGGAGUCUUUGUUGUUGGGCUAUAAGUUAGCUUGUUAGCUGGGCAGGACAGUGGCCAGGCCGCGGCCGAACUCUGCUGACAGGAGCCUCGAAAACAAAAGAUCCGCUUGCUCCUGUGCAAGCUCGCUCAUCACCAGCGUUUGUUACAUCCACCGUAACAUUUUAACAUCUUUUAAAUAACAUUUCUGCCUCUCAGUCUGGCGGCGUGGAACGUAUUAUGAAAUUAAGCAACGAUUUACAAUUGCCAAUUUUCCUGUUUGGCAGAACAUCCUGCGUUUUAGUUUCACCUCUGAUCUACAUUUGAUUUAGUAAGUCAGUAGUUAUAACUUAGAUUGAAGUUAUAAGAUCAACGAUUCCACGGUAAACAAAAGAGGAGCUCUUGAGGAAAUGACCCAAUUGUCAUUGAACUCCUUCAAACACACCCUGUAGAGACUUCACUUUUGCACCAUAGCAUUCACAGAACACUGCAAAUGCCAAUAGGUGCUGAUCAUCUUUUAAACUACGGCACUGCAGUGCGUGAUCCCUCAGCACAUCCACAGUCUAGUGAAGCAGACGAUGUCAGAAACUCUGAUAACAGGGCAGACAUCAGAGGAUCUGCUGGCAGAUUUUGAGACGUUGCUGAACUCUGGGAGUAUUGACUUUGGCGAGGACCAUCAGAUAGUGAUCAUCACCAGCCCCAGCAAUGAGGGACUCCACCCAGCCGCCGCCCCGACCAGCACAGGGGAGAUCCUGCUCUUUGCCACGCCGCAGGGCCCGGCUGAUGUUGGGGUCCAGGACAAGAGGCGACCAGUUCUGGGGAGACCUCCGGUGAAGAGGAAGUUGGACCUGGACAGUGACCAUCAGUAUGUUAGCACUACGCGACCAACCACAGGCCAAGUCCCACCCUCCACACCUGCUCCUCCUAGAGUCCCUCGAAACACGACGGAGAAGUCACGAUACGACACGUCCUUAAACUUGACCACCAAGCGCUUUCUGGAUCUGCUGUCGCACUCGGCCGAUGGCGUGGUGGAUCUGAACUGGGCCUCUCAGGUCCUGGAUGUCCAGAAGAGACGCAUCUAUGAUAUCACAAACGUCCUGGAGGGAAUCCAGCUCAUCUCCAAGAAGUCCAAGAACAACAUCCAGUGGCUUGGCAAUCGAGUUGAUGCCAGCCUGGUUUCCCGGAAUAAGGAGCUGCAGAGGGAGGUGUGCGACCUCACAGAGGCUGAGGAGCAAUUGGAUGAACUCAUUUCUAAAUGCACCCUGCAGCUCCGGCUGCUCACGGAUGAUCCACAGAACAAGAAGCUGGGUUACGUUCGCUGUCAGGACCUGAGGCAAUCAUUUGACUCCCCAGACCAGCUGGUUAUGGUGAUCAGAGCUCCUCCCGAAACCCAGAUGCAAGUCACAGAGCCCAGUGAGGGCUACCACGUGUCACUCAAGAGCACACAGGGUCCAAUAGACGUCUUCCUAUGUCCAGAGGACAGCUCAGGUGUGUGCAGCCCUGUGACAGGAGGCAGCCCCCCCUCCCACGUUCAGCCUCCCACACAAACUGCAGAGCAGCCACAGCCCCGAACCUGCACAGCAGCCCUGGAGGUGGGCUUAUCAUCUCCAGCAUCCACCUCAUCCACAGUAACAGCAGCCUCCCAGCAGGAGGCUUCACCACUGGUGUUGGGUGGUGACACAGAAUCGCUCCUGGGUGGAGAUCCAUUCUCCAGCCUGGGGGACAUCGGUGACUUUGAUCUGUCGCCCCUCUCGUCCUCAGACCUCCUAAACGGAGAAGGCCUUCCUCUCCCAUUGGACAGUUUCAUCAACCUGUCCCCUCCCCACAGCCAUGAUUACCACUUCGGGCUGGAGGACCACGAAGGAAUCAGCGAACUGUUUGAUUGUGACUUUGGCGACUUGUCACAUGUUUUGGGGGACGGUUAGAGAGAGAAGAAGAAGAGAGGAUGUGCACAAACUUAAAUCGUUAGGACUUUACCUUUUCCUCUGAAGGAGAGCUGUGAACCAACAUUUCACAGCUCAAUCUUAAUUUUUACUUUUUAGCUGUGGGCUCUGCGAAACUGUUGCGUAAUCUAAGCCCAAUUACAAAAUCUCAAAAUUGCCCUUAAUUGUACAUAAAAAUAUGAGCACUUCUCUGACUAUUUUUUUAAAUUUAGACCAGGAUUUCAGCUUUAGUAUAGCUAUUUAAAUUAUUUAUAAAGGUUUAUUUUGAUAUCUUGUAUAAAGUUGUUGGUUUUAGAUGUUGUGUUAUCUAAGUAGACAGUGCGACAGUAGGAUUGGUUCCCUCAGUACAGAAUCAAGACCAAGUUGUUUGGUGAGUUUGCAUCGCAGUGUUUUGCUGAAACUUCUUCAGUGGAAUGAGUUUUACCGGAGCGACCUGCUUUUCCAAAGCAUCGUGGCGUUGUCUUGGAGUUUCUCAAAGAAUGAGAAACCAUUUUCGUCUCCACCUAGGAGAAGUCUCUCCAAACACUGGAAUCCUGAAAAACUGGAUUAUGUCAUGUCCAUGCUGGUAUUUGAAACGCUCUUAGUGAAAAUACCCAGUAAGAUGAAUCGGUCUCCUUCACUGCAACCAUUUGACUGCAGUGAAAUUCAGCUAGCCCGUUUUUAGGACUAAUCUGAAGGAGAAACGACUGAUCUGUGUUUCGUCAGUGUUUGAGGGAACAAAGUGAUUACAGAUACAGACGAAUUUAUUGGCACCCCUGGGGACAAAUAAAGCUUCAAAAUAAAAGGAAUCUUUUAUUCAUGCAGCGUAAUCUCAACCGGAAAAGUUUAUGAAAACUUUAAUUUGUGUACAUUUAUCCAGUUGGGGGGGGGGGAUCACAUGAAAUAGUUGAUUUUAACAAAAUUACCGGUAGUGCGAUUGUCCUGAAGAAGCUUUCUCAAAGCUUCCAAAGUGGGUUGUGGAUCAUAUUGGCUGAAAUGAAGCGUUGCUGCAGGUGUUGCCUUUAGGAAAGAUUUGGUAGAUGUCUUACAUAGAUUUGUGAGAGGAAAGCAGAAACAAGGACAUUUUGUUAUUUUUCAAUAUAUGCACUUCAGCUUAGCUCAGAAACAUAUUGAUUAUGCCCCAAAUCAAUUACCUAUCAGGUAGUAGGUAGUCUGUUUUCUCCAUUCUUAUUUUCUGCUCUGGUUGCAUCGAACAGCAUCUUCAUAUUCGAUUACAAGGCUAUGUAGGCUUUCAGUUUAGAUCAGCAGUAAGAUAUUUUUCAUGUUGAUUACUUUGAUAUAUCAAAUUUUUUCCAUGCAUUGUUGUACAUAUAAAAUCUUUGUCUUAAGUUAUGCAAGCUAACUGUUUUAUUUUCAGUUUUUUUAUUUUAAUUUUUUUUGGCUUUCUCAAGCAUUGGAUGUGUGUGGGUGUUUGCGUUAUAUUUAUUUUUUGCUCUGGAAAAGGGUUUAAUGGGGAAAAAGGUACAGGUAAAUUUCAUUCAGUCUGUCCGGUAGGAACUUUGUUUUAAAAACCCUCAGUUGUGAAAUUUUUGUAAAUUCCAACUUAUUUUUGUGAAUAUUUAUAAUUUAAAUGUAUUUUUUCCCCACUCCUAAAUGGCAUACCAUACAUUUAUCUGCCACCUCAUUUUAUAGGUUAAUGAUGCCAAAACAAGGUGAAAAUAACUUUAGAAAUACAGAAAAUCAUUGGGUGAAGUUUAUUACUUCAUGCUUGAAUUGAAAAAUUGGUUUAGAUUAGAACAUAAGCAGUUUUUGUCACCUUUUUGGGCUUCAAACACCUGUUUUAAAGUGUAAAGUCUUUAUAACUAAUCUCUUGUUUUAUUUUAAGCUCUUAAAACCCACCCUUUAACACAUGUAACUAUUAAGAUUUUUUAUUUUUUAUUUCUUUUAUUGCGCCUUAAAAACUCAGAGGCAGCUGAGCUUUAGAGUUCGCGGAACCGCCCUUUUGUCUGAUUUGUGAUUGUGUUUUUGUUUGCCGCAGGAGUGAGGCAGUGCCUUGUUGAGGUAGAAUAGGUAAUGUUUUUGUGUUUGUCCUUAUGGUGAAAGAAUGCAUGGUGUGCAGGUGGUGUUGGACAAAGUAUGCACCUUCAGUUUAAUUUUAAUUAAUCGUGUUGUUAAAAUCCAGGGCUUGCAUAAUGUGUGAGCAUUUAAAUGGCUUAAAAAUAUAAAUAAUGGGUCAGGAAUGUGACAGGUUUUUCAUGCAAUAGGACCUUCAAUCUAAUUUUUAUAACACUAUGGUAAAAUUAGAAAUUCUUUCUGGGAUUCAAAAAAGGAUAAAAGCAGAACUAUUUUCAUCCCUUUUUUUAAGUCGUGGGGAAAUAAAUGUUGCUGUGUUCUAUUUUA